Molecule: messenger RNA, 2665 nt
Organism: Physcomitrium patens
Lineage: Eukaryota; Viridiplantae; Streptophyta; Bryopsida; Funariales; Funariaceae
Product: 2-isopropylmalate synthase A
Biological process (GO): L-leucine biosynthetic process
Cellular component (GO): chloroplast
Molecular function (GO): 2-isopropylmalate synthase activity
Source: RefSeq, a predicted model, not a curated record
UGUAAGCCGGAAGCUGAGCCUUUGAUCCGCUUGUAAGCCGGAAGCUGAGCCUUUGAUCGGCGCUGGAGCUUCAAUUAGCGUCGCAAUUGGGUUUCGCAGCUCUCAUCUUGGUAGCUGUGGAGAAGCGCUUUCCUGCGAGUGCUUGUGCGUCCCGAACGGCUGAUUGAGCAGGAAGCAUGAGGUCGUAGUUGGGUUUGAGCUCGCACCUGGAAUUCUCUCAGGUGGAGUUUGUAAGUCGAAGAGCAAGAGCACGAGCAAGAGCACGAGCAAGAGAAGGGGGUUCUUUGAGAGUUUUGGUGGUGGAAUAAUUGAUUUGUAGAUUGAGGAGGGUGAGUAGCAAUGGCGUGCGUUCAAUCGAAGGCCUUCGUGUGUAGAGCUGUGAAGAAUAAUGGUUUGGGAGUGCAGUCGCGUGAGUCCCACCAUGUGACUAUGUUGGAGCCUAGAGUUGGGCAAUUUCAGCCGUCGUCUUCGGGUUUCUCCUCCACCUUUGUUGUUCCUUUUGCUAGACGUAGGAAUAAUGUCCAGAGGAUGAAGGCAGGAGAGGUUGCUCGUGGCGCGCUUAUCCAAUGCAAUGGCUCAGCUCUCAGGAAAAGGCCUCAGUACGUUCCUAACAGAAUCGAUGACCCUGCUUAUGUGCGGAUUUUUGACACUACAUUGCGAGACGGAGAGCAGUCCCCGGGGGCUACAAUGACGAGCAAAGAGAAGCUUGAUAUUGCGCGACAACUGGCCCGUCUAGGGGUGGAUAUCAUUGAAGCAGGCUUUCCUAUUGCUUCUCCUGAUGACCUUGAAGCAGUGCGGCUAAUUGCUAAGGAGGUUGGGAAUCAGGUGGAUGAGGAUGGUUACGUUCCUGUGAUUUGCGGUCUGUCUAGGUGCAACAAGAAGGACAUUGACGCGGCGUGGGAGGCUGUGAAGUACGCAGUUCGACCUCGAAUUCAUACAUUCAUUGCCACCAGUGAAAUCCACAUGGUACACAAACUUAAAAAAACUCCCGAUCAGGUUGUUCAAAUUGCCAGGGACAUGGUGGCCUAUGCGCGGAGCCUGGGCUGCGAAGACAUUGAAUUUAGUCCCGAGGACGCUGGCCGUUCCGAUCCAGAGUUUUUAUACAGGAUUCUCGCAGAGGUCAUCAAGGCCGGUGCCACCACUCUCAAUAUCCCAGACACUGUGGGCUAUACAUUACCGAGUGAGUUUGGUAGUUUGAUUGGCAAGCUGAAAGCCAACACCCCAGGUGCAGAAAAAGUGAUUUUCUCCACUCAUUGUCAGAAUGAUCUAGGACUCGCUACAGCUAAUACUCUGGCAGGUGCGCAUGCCGGGGCUCGGCAAGUAGAGGUGACAAUCAAUGGAAUCGGUGAGCGUGCAGGCAAUGCCUCUCUCGAGGAGGUUGUGAUGGCAUUGAGGUGUAGGGGCCAGGAGCAGCUCGGUGGUUUGUUCACGGGUCUUAACACGAAGCACAUCGCUGUAGCAUCCCGGAUGGUUGCUGAUUACACAGGUAUGGUGGUGCAACCUCACAAGGCCAUUGUCGGUGCAAAUGCGUUUGCUCACGAGAGUGGAAUUCAUCAAGAUGGGAUGUUGAAACACAAAGGGACGUACGAGAUUCUUGCUCCAGAAGACAUUGGCCUAGUUCGUGCGGAUGCCUCGGGGAUUGUUCUGGGGAAGCUUAGUGGGCGCCAUGCCUUGAAACAGAGGCUGAAUCAGCUUGGUUACGAGAUAGACGGUCAGGACUUAGACGAUGUGUUCAAGAGGUUCAAAGCCGUUGCUGAGAAGAAGAAGAACGUAUCAGACGACGACCUAGAGAUUCUACUCUCUGACGAGGUUUUCCAGCCCGAAACCUUGUGGUCUGUAGGUCUCAUUCAGGUAGUAUGCGGCACUUCGGGACUAUCUACCGCCACGGUGAAGCUCGUAGGCCCUGAUGGCGUUGAGCACAUUGGAAUGUCAGUGGGAACAGGUCCAGUGGACGCUGCUUACAAAGCAGUGGAUACCAUUGUGAAAGCUCCAGUGACCCUCUUAGAGUACUCGAUGCACGCCGUGACUGAGGGCAUUGAUGCCAUUGCGCACACAAGAGUCCAGAUCAGGGCACUGGAUCCUCUUACGGUGACGAAUCCCCAAACGGGCUCACAAGUUCCUCGAUCAUACAGCGGCACUGGUGCAGCUGAAGACGUCGUUGUGUCCAGUGUUCGUGCCUAUAUUAGCGCCCUAAACAAAAUGCUUACCUUCAGAGUAGCGAAACAUCAUGCUAAGGGAGCCAACAGAAGUGAGGUGCAUGCUGCAGGUGUAUCUUCUUAACACCCGUUUUCUGGCUCUACAGGCUUUUUUAGAUUUAACGGCUUCAUCUGGAUACAAAUCUUGCUGGUGUCCCCCGUAGUCGAGUUCUAUUAUGGCUUUGUGCAAUGUGAUAUGAGUAUGUGCUUUUCUGUACAUCACAAGGGAGAGUCUAAUGUAGGGAUAAGACUAUCAGCUGGUGUUCAAUCUCAUAGCUUUUUCCAUCUUCUGGAAGAUACAUACUGCAUUGUGAGGCUGAAUGUUGGAAGACUUAUUAAGGCGUUCAUUUAGGGAGCUGGAUUUUUUCGCAUUGCUCGCUAGCUUUCUUUGGAACAAGAGUGCAGAUAUAAUGUAAUUUGUUUUUCAUUACAUGAUUGUGAUGUGAUUAAGGUUCAGCUUCUUUUAUCAA